This is a messenger RNA of Sitophilus oryzae (rice weevil), 859 nucleotides long. RefSeq lists its product as uncharacterized. The coding region runs from base 98 to 859 and encodes 253 amino acids. Lineage: Eukaryota; Metazoa; Arthropoda; Insecta; Coleoptera; Curculionidae. The record is from RefSeq and is a predicted model, not a curated record. The transcript has 2 exons.
AGCGAUUUAUCUCGAGCGAUAUAUCGUGGACGACAAUAUAGCGAGCGACGGGCGAGAACCUGUCCACAGAAAAGCGAUUUACAAAUUAGUUUUCGUCAUGCCUCUCACACGAGCGCGUCGAAUUGCCCUUUUUUUGGAAGAUGAUGUAUUUUUAGACCCAUUUUUAAAGAAAAAAAGGAAAUAUGGUGUACAUCCCAUCAAUAGAUACAGAAAAGCAUACGGGGAAUAUCAUCAUUUGUAUAAACAUUUGCGAAAAUACCCAGAGAGGGUUUUCCAGUACCUUGGAAUGAGUAUACACACAUUUUAUUUACUACUGGAUAAAAUUAAAACGAGUAUUGUGAAAAAAACUACCAACUUUGGAAAACCAAUUUCUAUUGAAGAACGAUUAGUGGUUACAAUAAGAUAUUUAGCUACUGGAUGUUCAUUCAGAAGUCUAGCAUUUUCAUUCCGAAUGGGCAAGUCUACGAUAAGUAUGAUAGUUUUUGAAACAGCCGGAAUAAUUUGGAGUAAAUUGGUUCAAGAAUAUAUGCCCGUGCCUACUGAGGAACAUUUACAAAAAGUAAUAUCAGACUAUUAUAAUCGAUGGAAAUUUCCCAACUGUUUUGGCUCAAUUGACGGCAAACACUGUCAAAUAAAAUGUCCGCCAAACUCAGGAUCGAGUUAUUUUAAUUAUUUAAAAUACUUUUCGAUAGUACUACAAGGCGUGGCUGAUGCUGAUAAAAAAUUCCUGCCAAUAGAAGUAGGAGGCAGGGGUAAGCAAAGUGAUGGUGGAACAUUUAUCGCGUCAAUUUUAUUCAACCUAUUGGAAGCCAACAAUUUUGCGUCCCUCCAGAUCAAGAACUGCCAGGAUCAAACAUAA